Uranotaenia lowii is the source of this 981-nucleotide messenger RNA. Its product is annotated as putative gustatory receptor 28b. The transcript is spliced from 4 exons. Gene Ontology annotation, biological process: sensory perception of taste. The coding region runs from base 1 to 981 and encodes 326 amino acids. The record is from RefSeq and is a predicted model, not a curated record. NCBI's taxonomy places the organism in Eukaryota, Metazoa, Arthropoda, Insecta, Diptera, Culicidae. Gene Ontology annotation, cellular component: axon; dendrite; membrane.
AUGAAGUGGUGGUAUCGUGUGGACACUUUUAUCGAUACGUGGCGACCGUUACAUCGGGUAAUGCGAUGGUUCUGCCAUCUUCAAGCCACGGUCGAUUUUCGAGAUCUCACAAUCUCUCGAACCGUUCAAGAUCAUGUGCGACUCAUUAUUGGAUCACUUAUGUAUGUGAUCUUUGGGAUUUCAAUGCAUGAAAGUUUUCUAGAAGAACUUUCAGACUACAACGAUACGGCAAUAAUCAGCCUAGGGAUGUACACAUUGCUAAUUUUGCAUAUGGUGUCGAGAUUGAUGGCAUUGGUACUGGACUACGUCUAUGCGUUUGAGAAAAUUCAAACGGGCCUAGCCGUCAGCCGAUAUGAUUUUGAGCUGCAAAACUCUUUUGGUUUCAGUUGGAACUACCAAAAGGAUCAUCUAAUCAAAUACUUUCAAACAUCAGUGACUGACAGCCGGCAGCACCAUUUGUCUGCGGAGGAGUCCUCCCGGAUGCUUCGGAAAUUCAUCGUGCUUCACAACCAGCUCUGUGAUAUGAUGAACAAAUUCAACCACAGCCAUUCGAUUCAGAUUAUGUUUGGAUUGGCUACGUGUUUUGGAUUUACAACGUUUGCUCUUUUUGGGAUGAUCCAUUCCUAUGCUGCCAAUGCCCAGGAUAAAACCAAACGUCUGGCACUGUCGAACUUUGUCUACGAAGCUUUUUACCUGAGCUAUAUGGUUCAAAUUGUGGUGUACUCUAGCUUGCUUAAUAUGGAGAGUAGAAAUCUAUCAGUCACAGUGAAUAAAAUUAUAAGCUACGGUAAACAUGAUCGGAAAACGCUUAGAGAGCUACGGUACUUUUCGCAACAGCUCUGGCACAAUGUGCCCAAAAUGUCCUGUGGGCUGUUCGACAUUGAUUGGGAACUGUUUUAUACGAUUGCAGGAUCGCUCACUACCUACUUAAUCAUUCUGGUGCAGUUUGAUUUGACAAAUUUUAAUUACGGAGGACUGUGA